AUGGUUCUUUCAAAAUUAACCAUGUUUUUGUUCUUGAUGAUUUUUGUAUUUUGUGGUGUAUCAAUGGGUGAAGUAUACAAGGUUGGUGACUCUACAGGAUGGACAAACAAUGGUCACAUUGACUACAAAUCUUGGUCUUCCAAUAAAAAUUUUUGUGUUGGAGAUUCCAUUGUGUUUGAAUACAAGCAGCAGAUGGACAACGUGGUACGAGUUACACACAAAAACUUCAACACAUGCAAUGCCACAACAACUUAUGCCACAUACAACAGUGGAAAUGACACAUUUGUUAUAAAAAGGGCAGGCCAUUUCUACUUCAUUAGUAGCUUCCCUGGCCAUUGUCAAAAUGGCCAGAGAGUUGACAUCCGAGUUCCAAAGCCCACACAAUCAUCACCUUCUCCGUCACUAACACCACCACGAGCACCUUCAUCGUCUUCCUCUCCUCCUCCUACGGAGACAAUCACUCCGUCAUCAACACAAGCACCUGCACCAUCUCCAAGUGGAUCCUCAAAGAUGUUGUUUUCGAUCAAUCUAUGCUUGUCCUUGUCCAUGCUUCUAGUACUAGUAGUCGCUAUCCUUUGA
Solanum pennellii is the source of this 579-nucleotide messenger RNA. Its product is annotated as mavicyanin-like. The coding region runs from base 1 to 579 and encodes 192 amino acids. Gene Ontology annotation, cellular component: plasma membrane. Gene Ontology annotation, molecular function: electron transfer activity. The transcript has 2 exons. Lineage: Eukaryota; Viridiplantae; Streptophyta; Magnoliopsida; Solanales; Solanaceae. The record is from RefSeq and is a predicted model, not a curated record.